Molecule: messenger RNA, 1400 nt
Organism: Didymella exigua CBS 183.55
Lineage: Eukaryota; Fungi; Ascomycota; Dothideomycetes; Pleosporales; Didymellaceae
Exons: 1
Coding region: 10-1380 (456 amino acids)
Source: RefSeq, a predicted model, not a curated record
UGCGUUGAGAUGCGGAACUACCAGUUCGGCACUUGCGGCGAGGCUGUGCUUGCUUGGUAUGCUGUGAGGUACAUCACCUUGAUGAUCCUAGAUGGCGAUGUUGGUGUCCUCCCAUCUCUUCGUGUCCGUCGGCAACCACCGUCUGCACUGACCAUUCGUUCACGUAUUGACAGUCUUUUCCAAAUUUUCUCGUCGCGCCCAAGUCAAAGACGCUUUUGUAACACCGUUAGAGCCAUCAUGGCGUCAACAACGCGCCCCAACCAACAAGCCUGGGUCACAGCCUUCGCCAGCGCCCCACCAUCCGCCUGCGCAACUCUCCGCGCCCUCAGCAACACGGUAGAAUACGGCGUUCAAUGUAUCUUUGCAGAAGAAGAUGACGACACACUGCCAAACUCAAUUAAUACAGCCUGUCUACCUUGGGCUACAGCCGGCAUCCCUUCGAGUGCGGCAUUCUACUCCCCUGCCACUGCAUGCCCCACAUCUUGGACCGCGGUCGCGACUCGUACAGCAGCUGGUGGUGCGAGUGACUGGAUCGAUGGCGAGACAGCUCUAGAGUGCUGUCCACCGGGGUUCGUGGGCGGAGGUGGAGGGUUGUGUAAUCCGGAGACGAGUGGAACAACGUCGGUUGUUAGUUGUGGUGAGGCGGAUGCAGAAGAGAACGAAAAUAUGGUUUACAUCGCGGGGCAGUGGCCGGCGAGUGUGAGCGUGAGGGUUACAGCAUUGCAGCUGAGGUACCAGGCUACUGAUACUGGGGGUACGGCAAGUGCGACAGGCAGUUCGAGUUUGAGUACUGCGUCGAGUACGAGUGGUUCAGGGGCCGGAGCUGGUAACGAGGGUGGAGGGCUCUCAACGGGCGCGAAGGUGGCGAUUGGGACUAUCAUUCCUCUGGUAUCCACACUCGGAGCCUUGACUGCGUUUUUGCUGUGGCGGAGGAGAAAGCAUAGGAAGGCUGCUGCGGCGAUGUCGAAGGAAUUCGCAGAUGGACACGAGACAAAGCGGAGCUACGAGAAGGUUCCUCAAGAAACCUUUAUCAAUUCGAGUAUUGGGUCGGAAGACAUUUCAGCUACCACUGCAGGUGCCGCUGCGGCAGUUCCGGCAGUAGCUGUCGUCGCGCAGAAUGCUCAUCAUGAAACUCCAGAGUGGAACGCAGAACUCGAUGCUACCGAGGCUGAAAGAAGAAGGUACAUGGCGGUUCAAGGAAGCUUGUUUCCACCUGCAAGCGGUGCCAAAGCCGAUGCGUCAAGCCUGGGCGGCGCGAGCGAAGCCAGCGAGUUGGGUGGUAUGAUGAGGGUCAACAGAAAGCCUAUUGCGCCUGUUGAACUUGAUUCGAUGCCUGUGACGAGUGAACUGGCUGGCGGAGGGAGUGCAGAGCGAAGAUAGGAAGAGUUUUUAUGAAUGAU